ACACAUAUGUAUAUCAUGUAAUCAAUAUGCAGUUCGUGUGUCAUCUUGUACCGAUAAAGUAAUAUUUGCAUGGCGCUGUCAUGGCACGCAAUUUAAACUGUGAUAGCAUUAAGCACGAGUACGUGAGAAAGAGCUAUAGCAUAACCACGAUCCGAUAUAUGUUAGAAAUUAUAAAGAUUAUAUUAUAUAGAACAAAGGUUUUUGAGGUUAACGUUAAUGCUACCCAACAAUUUGCAUUGCAUGUAUAUACGUAGUCGAAUCGAUACUGUGGAAUCACCCAUUCAUAUCAUCCAAGGAACAAGUAUGGCUCAUCGAGUUCUCAGUCGAUAUCCCAGAACGAUGGUACAUCAUUCGCAGAAAGUGGUGCAAAGGUUCGAGUACCUGCUCGUGAUGGACUUUGAGGCUACGUGCGACAAAAACCCAGUGCUCAAACCGCAGGAGAUCAUAGAACUACCGUGCGCAGCGGUGUCCACAUACGACUGGGAGUUGAAGGACACGUUUCACACAUAUGUCAGACCGAGGAUUCGCCCCGUGCUCACACCGUUUUGUACGGAUUUGACGGGGAUCAUGCAGGAGACUGUGGACAAUCAGCCUUGCUUCGCAGACGUAUUCACGGCGUUCCGGAAGUGGCUGACGAAGGGAGGGUACUUCGACAGGCCCGACAAGAGCUCGUUCGUGACAUGCGGCAGUUGGGACCUGAAGAUCAUGCUACCGGCCCAGUGUGAUUUAGACGGCAUCACGUUAUCGGAUGAAUUCAAACAGUGGAUAGACUUGAAGCAUACAUUCUGCGAAUCCACCGACUACUUCCCACGGAGCUUGAAAGACAUGCUCGCACGAUUGAACCUUCCACUGCAAGGACGUCUACACUCGGGCAUCGACGAUGUGAAGAAUAUGGUUUCGAUAAUACAAGCUUUGAGAAAUACGUAUAAUACACAAUUUAAAAUUACUUCAUCGUUAAUGACUUCCACAUUAAAUUUGGGCACCAAGCAGGAACAUGAAAGGGAACAUGAAAGAAAGAACACGUGAGAAUUAAUUAAAAAAUUGUUUUGCAUUAAGUAAAAAAUAGUCGUUUUGUAAAAUUUAUCACAGUAACUAUAAAUAAAUAUUUCAAUCAUAUUGUAAAUAUAUCUGAUCACUGUCGUUUUACAAUAACAUUAAUCAGU
Molecule: messenger RNA, 1163 nt
Organism: Ooceraea biroi (clonal raider ant)
Lineage: Eukaryota; Metazoa; Arthropoda; Insecta; Hymenoptera; Formicidae
Product: ERI1 exoribonuclease 3
Molecular function (GO): 3'-5'-RNA exonuclease activity; nucleic acid binding
Source: RefSeq, a predicted model, not a curated record